CGAUCCGACUGGACUCCCCACGACAACUCUUUUCUAUGCGAUAUUUGGUGAGAUAAUGAGAGACUUAAAGGCGGAAGGCUAAUUCUAAAAAUAGUCGUUUUGUGAAGUGCCAAACUCUAGCGGAUGAGUAUAACCGGAAAAUAAGUUGAGACAUUGAGUUGAGUACAAUGAUGAAUUCACAUACAACCCCAGUAACUGCUAGUUCCUUUCCAAAAUGGAAGUCUAAUAAACGAAGGCAUAUCAUUGAAAAGUGUACAGGAAGGGAAUUCUAUUUUGAGCAAGAUCCGCUCAGUUUAAAAUGGAAUGAUGUUACACCAGAAAUAGAAACAUUGGAGGCCAAGGAAACUGAGCCCGAUGGUAAUAAAAGGAAGCCUCAGUCUAGUGAUUCAUCUCGAAGUUCAUGGCCAAAAAUUCUAAAAAUAUCUAGAAAAAAUUCUAAACAGAACAAAACACAAAUUUGUGAAACUAGUGCAGAUAGUAUGCCUAUGGUUAAUAUAAUGAGUUUAGUCAAGAAACACUUAAAUAAAAGUAAGACUAAUGUUGCUAAUAACAAUGAAAAUAGUGACACACACACUAACAACAAUUUUAAGGGUGUAGGUAUUGAAUCUGUCAGGAAAAAUAUUAAAAUUGAAAAUGAAUUAAAAUCAGAAAUUGUAUCAUCAGUUUCAGCCUCUACCUCUAAAAGUAUUAAUAUCAAAUCCAAACCUUUACAUCAUGACCAUGUGAAAAUCAAACUGGAGCCUUCUAGUUACAAUGACGGGCAAAGUGAUCAGGAACCUGAUAGUAACUGUAAAAGGCAAAGUGAUCAAGAGCCUUCUGGUUUUUAUGCAGAGGAAAAUUUACAGGAAUCUUCUG
Lottia gigantea (owl limpet) is the source of this 855-nucleotide messenger RNA. RefSeq lists its product as hypothetical. The transcript is spliced from 3 exons. The record is from RefSeq and is a predicted model, not a curated record. The annotation marks the transcript as partial. Lineage: Eukaryota; Metazoa; Mollusca; Gastropoda; Lottiidae.